Molecule: messenger RNA, 828 nt
Organism: Blepharisma stoltei
Lineage: Eukaryota; Ciliophora; Heterotrichea; Heterotrichida; Blepharismidae
Source: the annotation of a GenBank genome assembly
AUGGAAAGACUUUUCCUUAUUUUUAUCCUCCCUUUCACAACUCAGGCCAUUCAUCAAUACAUAGUCGGAGGCAAAGUCGAGGAUACUGUGCGGAACGAGUGCGAAAUUUUUCAGUAUAAGGCCAACUACAAGCCUCUUUCAAUUGAAUUCGAGUCUGGUUCUCCUCUUUACUAUUAUAUCAUUUCCACAAUCCCAAGUGAGACUUGUCCAAAAGACUGCGACCCAAGUGAUUUAUACUGCAAUAAAUCCAGAGCCAAGAAAUUUAAAGAAAUAGUUUCAGUCUGCACAGAAUCUGUUUACCUUUACUUUGUUCCAAAUAUGGACAAAAAUGUAGUAAGGCCUGUGAACUACACGAUAAAGACUGACUAUUUGCAAAAUUCCCCAUGUGAAGGGUUUGACAGAACUCCUGCGAAUUUCUGCAAGAUGCUGCCAGCAGACGAAUGCUUGAAUAAUUGCGAUAAAGGAUGUGGCCUGCUGCAUUGCUACUAUAAGAAAAAUAUGAAAUGGGAAGAAGCUUUUAAUAUGUGCUUGCCUGACACAGUUAACUCAGCAGAAAAAAAGAUGAGGUGUGAGGCUUAUGAUAAAGCAAUUCACCAUACGUGGGAAGGAUGCGGGACUGAGGAAUCUGGAAGUGCUUGGCUAUUUUGGCUCAUUUUCUUCGUGAUUUUAGGAAGUAUUGCCCUUUUUUUAGGAGUCACAGUGUUUUAUUACAGAUAUAUGCUGAAGAAAACUGGUAGGGCACCAUUCACAGUUCCAACUUUUUGUCCUCAGCUCUUUUUCCCCAGGCCAAAGUUCGAUGAAGGGCAAGCUUUAAGAAUAAUUCAAUAA